This is a messenger RNA of Asterias rubens (European starfish), 1312 nucleotides long. RefSeq names its product aldo-keto reductase family 1 member A1-A-like. Bases 115 to 1038 code for a protein of 307 amino acids. Gene Ontology annotation, cellular component: cytosol. Lineage: Eukaryota; Metazoa; Echinodermata; Asteroidea; Forcipulatida; Asteriidae. The record is from RefSeq and is a predicted model, not a curated record. Gene Ontology annotation, molecular function: aldose reductase (NADPH) activity. The transcript has 9 exons.
UGUUGAUAGGCUAGUUGUUGAAGGGGUGGAGCUGCGUCGGUGAUUUUGCCAGUGGAAUUGCAUUUAAUCGUUACAACAUUGGAUUAAAACCUUUGUUUUGAGCUUGCCAACAAAAUGAAGAUGCCGGUUCUGGGACUUGGCACCUGGAAGUCAAAGCCUGGUGAAGUUACCAAUGCUGUGAAGGUAGCUUUGGAUGUCGGGUACCGUCACAUUGACUGUGCCGCUGCUUAUGGUAAUGAGCCUGAGGUAGGACUUGGCUUAAAGGCAAAGAUUGAGGAUGGUACCGUCAAGCGAGAAGAUGUUUUCAUCACCAGCAAGCUAUGGAGCAACAUGCACCACCCUGAUGACGUGGAAGGGGCAUGCAGGGAGACUCUUCAGCAACUUGGUGUGGAAUACUUGGAUCUCUACCUAAUGCACUGGCCCAUGGCAUACCAGAGGGGUAAGGAGAAGUUUCCCAAGGAUGCAAACGGCAAAUUCAUCAUUGCUCCAGAGAUUCAUUACAAAGACACCUGGAUAGCCAUGGAGCAACUGGUUGGCGGAGGGCUGUGCAAAGCAAUUGGGGUAUCCAACUUCAACUUGUCCAUGAUUCAGGAAAUCCAGUCAAUCUCUAAGGUCCCUAUUUCUAAUCUCCAGAUCGAGCUGCACCCUUACCUGACGCAGGAUGACCUCGUCAAAUAUUGUCAAGAUAACAAUAUCUCGGUAACUGCCUACAGCCCUCUUGGAUCACCUGACCGCCCUUGGGUCAAAGAGACUGACCCCAAUCUGAUGGCUGACCCAGAGGUGGUCAGGAUUGCAGAGGCCAACCAGAAGAGUCCCGCCCAGGUGCUUAUUCGCUUUGCUCUACAACGGGGUGUUAACUGUAUACCAAAGAGUGUCACUCCAUCCAGAAUAAAACAGAACUUUCAGACGCUAGAUUUUGAGUUGAGCGCAAGUGACAUGAAGUCACUGCAUGAUCUCAACAGGAAUUACAGAGGUUGCUGUCUGUCUUGGGUGGACCAUCCUCAUCACCCAUUUCCCAGUGACAUCAGUGUCCAGUAACAACAAUGUGAAUGAAGAUACUUGGGUUGUGUCCAAAAUGUGACUUCGGCUACUGGUACAGCUACAGCUAGAUCGCGCAUCUGCUUAUUCUUCAACACUGGCGUGUCAUGGCCGAGCGGUUGGUUAAGAGCACCGGAUUCAAGCUCUGGUGUUUGAUCAGCAGAGCUUUGAAUCGAUGACACCCAAGCCUACCCAAGCCUAUAUCUGUUUGGACUGUAAAAGGGGUAACCCUGUUUCAGCCCUAGGAGUAGGUAGCAACAAUCCUGAAAAAAAA